AUGGCUGGCCUAUCCAUGGAGCACCCUUGGGCAUUCGCCUUCGGCCUACUAGGCAACAUCAUCUCUUUCACGAGCCUCCUGGCCCCGAUACCAACAUUCUACCGGAUCUUCAAGAGCAAAUCCACGGAGGGGUUCCAGUCGGUGCCCUACGUCGUGGCCCUGUUCAGCGCGAUGCUGUGGAUCUUUUACGCGCUAGUGAAGACCGGUGAGGGCCUCCUCAUCACCAUCAACGCUGCCGGCUGCGUCAUCGAGACCAUCUACAUCGUCAUGUACCUCGUCUACGCCCCCAGGAAGGCCAAGAUUUUCACAGCCAAGAUCGUCCUCCUACUCAACAUCGCCGGUUUUGGGCUCAUCUUUCUCCUCACUGUCUUCGCCUUCCAAGGCGAGACCCGCGUCAUCUCGCUUGGCUGGAUCUGCGUCGGCUUCUCCGUCUGUGUCUUCGUCGCGCCGCUCAGCAUCAUCGGUCGUGUCAUCAAGACCAAGAGUGUGGAGUACAUGCCCUUCUCCCUCUCCCUCACGCUCACCCUCAGCGCCAUCGUCUGGUUCCUCUACGGCCUGCUCAUCAAGGACAAAUACGUCGCGCUCCCAAACAUCCUUGGCUUCACCUUCGGGAUGAUCCAGAUGGUCCUCUACAUGUUCUACAUGAACGCGACGCCCGUGGUGACAAGCGAUGUGAAGGAGGUGAAGGAGGCAUGGAAGGUGCCUGCAGAGGACCAAGUCGUCGUGAUCAACGUCGGCAAGGCCGACAAGAGCUCGUGCGCUGAGGUGCGCCCGGUCACUGAGAUGGCUAGCGCCGUGGACGUCCCCAGGAGAUGCGCUGCUGAGGCGGCGGCGCCGAGGCAGCAAGUGAUGGCGGUGGACUUUGCCCGCUCUGUCGAGGUGGUCUAG
Triticum turgidum subsp. durum (durum wheat) is the source of this 888-nucleotide messenger RNA. NCBI's taxonomy places the organism in Eukaryota, Viridiplantae, Streptophyta, Magnoliopsida, Poales, Poaceae. The record is from the annotation of a GenBank genome assembly.